AUGUCAAACCCCAUUCUGGAAGAGAUGCAAGAUGCAGCUGCAACAGUUUUUGAGACUGUUACGGAAGGUCAAGAAAAUGGGGAACUAGGAGGAGCCAUUCAAGUCAUUGACCAAGGAUUGGGUAACCUCUCGAGAAGAUCUAUUAUAGGAACUCUGUUUGAUUUUAUUACCUUCGUCUUCAAAACACCAUUUCUCGUCAUCUCAUCGCUCCCUUUCCUCGCAUAUUCGAUUCCCCAGUCAGUCGUCUCCUUUAUAAUUGUACCUGGUCAGAUUUUAUUAUCGAUUCCUAGAGUUAUUCAAAAGCUUCUUGAGCUCGCGCUUAAUCCGACACUCGCAAGCUUCGUUGCCACCACAUUUAUUGGAAGCCUUUUCUUUAUAUUAGUCUCUCUGCCAAAUACCAAACUGGGGCGGGGAGUGGAAGCGCUCCAUAAUUUUCUCUGCUGGGCUCCUAUUUAUUCUGCAGUACUGCUACUUUCAAGCAGUUCUGAAGCCUCGCGCGAACUCUUCGGUACUCUCCACGAAUUCUUCGUAGCAAGACCCUGGUCAGCAGCUUUCGUCUUCCUUUUUGUCUUCAAGUUCUUGAAAGUAGUCGUCCAUUUAUUCUCCUACAACUUUCUCUCUAGCUACAAACUUCCGCCGCUCCACCCCUCUGUUGUACCAAGCGAUGUUACGGUAAUUAUAGCAAGCGUUGGUAAUUUUACCAACGAGUUUGUCAAAACUAUCGAUUCAGUCCUCGAAAAUCACCCAGCUAAAAUUAUAAUCUCGACAGUCGGAACCGAAAAACUCAUACAAGCCCGCAGAGUCGUCGAGAGAAUAAUGAGAGAGAAACGCCUUCCUGGACGAAAGAUCGAGGUUAUUGCUGUUCACCAGCCAAGCAAACGUGUUCAAUGCGUCCAAGCUUCCCUUCAGGUCAAAACUGGACUCAUUGCUUAUGUCGAUGAUCAUGUCUUCUGGCCUCCUACUUUUCUCCAAAGUGUUCUCGCAGAAUUUGAAGACCCAGCUGUAGGUAUUGUUGGAACCUGCAAGCGUGUCAUCCGCGAGCCUGGAAACAAUUGGUCUGAUUCUCUCCGCAAUUUCUUCGCUUGCAUCUACCUUGAGCGCCACAAUUAUGAGCUCACUUCUACCUACAACAUUGACGGUGGAUUGUGGGUUAUCUCUGGAAGAACAUGUUUACUCCGAACAGAUAUUAUGCAAACAGUCGAUUACAGAAGUAAAUUCCUUUCCGAAACUUUCUUGGGAGCCGGCCCAGUCAACUGCGAUGAUGAUAAUUUCAACACAAGAUACAUGAUCAAUCAUGGCUACAAAACUGUAUUUCACAACAGACCAGAAGCUCUCAUUGAAACAACUCUAGGCACAUCAGGAGGCUGGCCCAAAUUCUACCAACAGCUUCUCCGCUGGUCCCGAUCAAUCUGGCGCUCCCAUCUCAAAACCAUCCUAAUUGAUGGAACAUGUUGGAAAUUCUGCCCCUGGACUAGCUACGCCAUGUUUGUCUCCGGAUUGUUGAACAUCUCUAUUAUCUAUGAUUCUCUCUUAUUCUUCACACUCUUCGAAUCCGACUUCUACACCAAGGAUAAUCACGCGGGUGCAUAUCUUUUUUGGGCUAUAAUUUUUAGUCGUACGAUUAAGCCAUGGAAUUAUUAUAUGCGCAAUAAACAUGAGAUGUGGUGGGCUGUACCAGCAGAAAUCCUCUUUGGCUACUUUCAUGGAAUCAUUAGGUUGAUUGCGCUAUUAACUUGCCGUGAUAUUGGCUGGGGCGGAAGAGAUUUAACAGAGCUGUAA
Molecule: messenger RNA, 1779 nt
Organism: Botrytis deweyae
Lineage: Eukaryota; Fungi; Ascomycota; Leotiomycetes; Helotiales; Sclerotiniaceae
Exons: 1
Coding region: 1-1779 (592 amino acids)
Source: RefSeq, a predicted model, not a curated record